Messenger RNA from Hibiscus syriacus, 2302 nucleotides. RefSeq lists its product as uncharacterized. The transcript has a single exon. The record is from RefSeq and is a predicted model, not a curated record. The coding region runs from base 51 to 2186 and encodes 711 amino acids. Lineage: Eukaryota; Viridiplantae; Streptophyta; Magnoliopsida; Malvales; Malvaceae.
AAACCCAUCUCCACUGGGGAAAGGCAGUUCAGUGCUAGUAAAGCUAAGCUAUGAAACCCCAAUCACUUUACGCCCCCGUUCUUCUGCGUUUCUUCUUCGCUUUGCUGUGCACAGCGGCGCCAGAGAAUGAAGCUUCGAUCAACGGGGGAACCAUCGUUUUUACGACACUUGGCCGACCGGAUUACGAUUGGGACAUCUUCACGCUUCCAACUUCCGACCCACCAAGUCCUUCAAAUGAACUCCGGGUUACCGACGGUGAAUCCGUUAACUUCAAUGGCCACUUCCCCUCGUCCUCACCUUCCUCUAUUAUCUCGCUGUUGCACAACCGAAGCCUAAUUCAAGCCCCAACAGCUCCGCUGCCGGCGCUUCAGCUCAUCUAUGUGACGGAACGCAACGGUACGUCCAAUAUUUACUAUGACGCGCUUUAUUACAGUACGCCGAGAAGUACUAGAUCGAGAUCGGCACUUGAAAUUCCCGUCCGACUUCAGGCACCUUUGUUGAGUUUAGAAGAAAACAGGAAUCGGGUUUCGAUGAAAGAUAAGCCGAGUUUGAGUGGGGAGAAUUUGAUUUACGUGUCAAAUCAUGAGGAUCCGGGUGAACCCAGGACGAGUUGGGCUGCUGUGUACUCCACUCAUUUAGGAACCGGAUUGACUCGACGACUCACUCCUCACGGAAUCGCCGAUUUUAGCCCCGCUGUGUCUCCGUCUGGGGUCUGGACAGCCGUUGCUUCGUAUGGGAGAGAUGGUUGGGAUGGGGAAGUGGAAGAACUGAGUACCGAUGUAUAUGUUUUCUUGACUCGUGAUGGGAGUCACCGAGUCAAGAUUGUUGAACAUGGUGGGUGGCCUUGCUGGGUUGAUGACUCAACUCUGUAUUUCCAUAGGCGAAGUGAAGACCAGUGGAUAAGUGUUUAUAAAGCGAUUUUACCUAAACACAAACCGGUUUCGAUCGAGGCAGUGACAAUUCAACGCGUCACACCACCGGGUCUCCACGCUUUCACCCCAGCUACUUCUCCAGGUAACUAUAAUUUCAUAGCAGUAGCUACAAGAAGACCCAAUUAUAGUUUUCGCCACAUUGAGCUAUUUGACACUGUUAAGAACGAGUUCAUUGAGCUAACUCGGCAUGUUUCUCCUACAAGUCAUCACUUAAACCCGUUUAUAUCACCCGACUCAACCCGAGUUGGGUACCAUAAGUGUAGGGGAGGAAGUAACGGAGGAAAAUCUUCCCAAUUAUUGCUUGAAAACGUUGCAAGCCUAGUGCCAAAUCUUUCUCUUUUUAGAGUCGAGGGUUCAUUUCCUAGUUUCUCACCAACGGGCGACCGAAUAGCCUACGUGGAGUUCCCUGGUAUUUAUAUUGUGAACCGGGACGGUUCAAACCUACGCCAGGUUUUCUCCUUGAAUGCUUUUGCAACCGCAUGGGACCCGAUUCGGCAAGGAAUUGUAUACACAAGUGCCGGACCGGAGUUUACGAGUGUGACUACUGAAGUUGAUAUUGUAGCCGUUGACGUUGAUGAUCUUAGUCAAUCGAAUUAUAAAAGGUUGACCCUAGAUGGUAAAAAUAAUGCAUUUCCCUCGCCAUCACCGGAUGGAAAAAAGAUCGUGUUCAGGUCUAGUCGAUCGGGUUACAAGAAUCUAUAUAUAAUGGAUGCAAUCAAAGGGGAGAUAGGCGGGAUUGAAAGACUAACAGAGGGUCCAUGGACUGACACAAUGUGUGAUUGGUCACCUGACGGUGAUUGGAUCGCCUAUGCUUCGGAUCGACACAAUCCAGAUUCGGGUAGUUUUGAACUAUAUCUGAUCCAUCCGAACGGUACCGGACUAAGAAAGCUGAUAAGCAGUGGGUCAUCCGGCCGGACCAACCACCCGACAUUUAGUCCGGAUGGAAAGUUAAUAGCAUUUACAACAGAUUAUGGAGGAAUAUCAGCUGAGCCAAUCUCACUCCCACACCACUAUCAACCCUAUGGUGAGAUUUACACCAUCAAGUUGGAUGGUUCUGAUUUGAAGAGGCUGACCUACAAUUCUUACGAAGAUGGUACCCCUACAUGGUCUCCGUUUUACAUCGACACGGUCGACGUGGAGUGGCCGAAGAAGACUGAGUGUGCUUUUGAGGAUUGUCAUUGGCUGAAUGAAAUGCCGAGCCGAAGCACCAAGGUUGAACCAUCAGGGUUAGCCAAGCCUCAAUGUGGUGUAUGAUUCUAAGCUUUUCUUGCAUAACAUUAAGGAAUAUAAAUAUGCAUGUGGAUUAUUGUAAAUUUGUAUGGUGAGAACACUUUGGUGCACCAAAUCUUGUAUUUGAUAUUUUCCUCGUC